This is a messenger RNA of Ceratitis capitata (Mediterranean fruit fly), 2114 nucleotides long. It is a transcript of the gene mats, whose product is annotated as MOB kinase activator-like 1. The transcript has 3 exons. Gene Ontology annotation, biological process: hippo signaling; positive regulation of protein phosphorylation. Gene Ontology annotation, molecular function: protein kinase activator activity. The record is from RefSeq and is a predicted model, not a curated record. NCBI's taxonomy places the organism in Eukaryota, Metazoa, Arthropoda, Insecta, Diptera, Tephritidae. Bases 656 to 1315 code for a protein of 219 amino acids. Gene Ontology annotation, cellular component: nucleus; cytoplasm.
UUCUUAUUGGCCCAUUUGUUGCUGUUUCGGGUUAUGGUUCGUGUUGUCAAAAAGCAUUGAAUUGAGGUGACUUCUGUGGCUUUUGUCUUCGUACUGUUAAAAUUGUGAAAAACUUUUAAAUACAAUAUAAAGAUUUAACGAUUUUAAAUUGUGCAGCUACAAUAAAUAAACCUAUUGUAGGAAAAUAUAUGCUGCAGUUAUCGCGAUUCUAUAUUGAUUUUUACUGAAUUGAAGAGUAAACGACAUUAACUGCCGCUGUGAAAAGUAGAACCGAUAAUACAAUACAACUUCACUAAACAGCCCCACUCAUACAAAAGACCUACAAACGCAUAUAAGUGUGAUUGUUCCGGUCGACUCCUACCUUCCUCCGGUCAAGUAACAUCUCACGUCGCGGCAAUCUGCAGCGUCAAAACAAUAUAAUACAAACAGCAGUUUAUUUGGUAACGUUCAAGAUUAAUGUUCAUAAUAUUUUUGUGAUAUUCGUCACAACUGCUAAAAAUAGAUACGAAAUCGCUGUGUAAAAAUCGACCGGUAGAAAAAAGGAAAACAAUCAUAAAUUUCCAAAUUGUGGGUGUCUGCAGCGCUCUUAAUAUCUGACGCCCCGUGUAAAAACGAAUUUCAAGCUUUGUUUACGUAGAAAAAAACAACAGGAAUCAUGGAAUUUUUAUUUGGUUCACGUUCGAGUAAAACUUUUAAGCCCAAGAAAAAUAUACCAGAAGGUACUCAUCAAUAUGACUUAAUGAAACAUGCUGCGGCUACAUUAGGCUCAGGUAACUUACGCAAUGCUGUUGCUUUACCCGAUGGCGAAGAUCUCAACGAGUGGGUUGCUGUAAACACUGUCGACUUUUUCAAUCAAAUAAAUAUGUUGUACGGUACCAUCACUGAAUUUUGUACCGAAGAAAGCUGUGUUAUUAUGUCCGCUGGACCAAAAUAUGAAUAUCAUUGGGCUGACGGACUUACCGUUAAGAAACCAAUCAAAUGUAGUGCACCAAAAUAUAUCGAUUAUCUUAUGACAUGGGUACAAGAUCAAUUGGAUGACGAAACACUAUUUCCUUCAAAAAUCGGCAUACCGUUUCCAAAAAAUUUUCUCAGUAUAGCAAAAACUAUAUUGAAACGGCUCUUUCGUGUUUAUGCACAUAUUUAUCAUCAACACUUCUCAGAGGUAGUUACAUUGGGUGAAGAGGCCCACUUGAAUACGUCCUUUAAACAUUUCAUAUUCUUCGUACAAGAAUUUAAUUUGAUUGAUCGCCGCGAACUGGCGCCAUUGCAAGAACUUAUUGAUAAAUUAACAGCAAAAGAUGAGCGGCAAAUAUAGGAAUCAAUGCAAGUCGGUAUGCAGUUGGAGUUUUGAGUAUAAAAGGUAGAGAAAUGAAAGCGAAUUUAACCAGCAUGGACCUAUUUCGAUCUAACAUGUUUGGCCAAAAAGCCAUUCAAUAAGAUAUGUUUAUCUGUUUUAUAUAUGUAUGUAAAUGUGGUCCGUUUAAAUGAACUUCUUUUUUUGUGAAAUGAAAACUUCGAACGAUGCCGAAACAUAAUUUUACCCUAUAAAUAUAAAAUAUAAUGGAUUAAAACGAAAUGUAUUAUGUUCGCUUAGACGUCUGUACCGAAUGCCUGCAUAAUAUAACUAGAAAUUACAUUUAAAUAAUUUAUCUCAUUUAUUAUUUUACUUUUUAAGCGGCUUAAUCAGCUAGAAACGCAAUACAUUUAAAUAAUUAGUUACUGAUUAUAUAUAUAUUUUUUACCAUUUAAGAUUUAUUUAAAAAAAAAACUAGUCUUAAGUUCUGAAUAUUCCUACUUAAAAAAAAAAUCAUUAAAAGUGUGCGUCAGGCUUACGCAUACACUCGAAAAAAUAUUUAGGUAUAACGUUUGUAAUUCUGUUGAAUUGCCGAAAACUAACUGCGAAAAUGAUUAUUGUUCGAAAGCGUCAUAAUUAUCGAAAGUGUUAGUACCACCCAUUAUAAGGCAAAAUAAAUAAAAAAAAGCAUGUAUUUAAUUAUGAAAAAAAAACAAUAUUUUUCUAUUGAAAUAAGUACGAUUACGAUAAUAAUUAAGACAAUUUUAAACAACAAUAAAAUGUGGCUUCAAAAGCUUACCGGCAUAAACAUUCACUCUCA